AAGCAAUUUUAGAAUAUUCAUUCAUUAACAUCAUUAUUAUUAUUAUUAUCAUAUGAUAUCAGUGGUGAUGAUGAAGAAUAAGGACUUAAAUGAUUUAUAUUAAGAUGAUAACAAGUUCCCCACGGAGAAUUCUUUUUUUUCUUUCUGAGUUUUGACUUUGGAUCUUUGAUUGAUUGAUUUCCAGGGAUUUCUUUCACUACUGUUCAUUUCAAUCUCAGUCAUUAUUAUUUCAAUCAUACCAACUUCAACUUCUCAACUAAGAAUUUCUUUCUAUCUAGCUCUCUCUCUUUUGGGGAUACUGUGAUGCCGGCUCUGAGAAGAACACAUGGAUGUGCCUUGGCUGUUUUGUGCUGUUUAUUCAUCUCCAUAGCAGCAUCACAGCCAACAGAUCCUUCAGAAGUAAAUGCACUGAAAGGGAUAAAGAAAAGUUUGAUUGAUCCCAUGAACAAACUAAAGAGCUGGAAUAAGGGUGACCCCUGUAGAUCAAACUGGACUGGAGUUUGGUGUUUCGAUAAGGUUGGGGAUGACGGUUACUUCCAUGUCCAGGAGUUGUACUUGAUGACUGCGAAUCUUUCGGGAACUCUAGCACCUGAACUUGGUCAGCUGUCUCAGCUGGAGAUCCUGGAUUUCAUGUGGAAUAAGCUGACAGGCACAAUACCAAAGGAGAUUGGGAAUAUUGCAACACUGAAACUCUUGCUUCUGAAUGGAAAUAAUUUAUCCGGUAGCUUACCGGAUGAGCUCGGCAACCUUACAAAAUUAAACAGAUUCCAAGUCGACGAAAACCAAUUGUCGGGUCCAAUCCCAGUGUCAUUUGCCAACAUGACCAAUGUUAAACACCUCCACAUGAACAACAACUCAUUUAGUGGUCAACUUCCACCGGAACUUUCGAAGCUGCCUAAUCUUAUCCACCUGCUUGUGGACAACAACAACUUAUCUGGUUAUCUUCCACCAGAAUACUCCAUGCUCCAAGGGUUGCGAAUACUCCAACUUGAUAACAAUAAUUUCAGUGGGAAUGGAAUUCCUUCUACCUAUGCAAACUUAUCCAGGCUUGUAAAACUGAGUCUGAGAAACUGCAAUCUACAAGGAACUGUUCCUGAUUUCAGCCCAAUAGCAAAUCUUAGCUAUUUAGAUCUUAGCUGGAAUCAUCUUACAGGACACUUGCCAACAAAUAAACUUUCAGACAAUAUGACAACCAUCAAUCUGGCCAAUAACAAUCUCAAUGGAUCUAUUCCUCGAAACUUCUCAAACCUGCCUCUUCUUCAGGAACUGUCACUUCAGAACAAUAUGUUGUCUGGAUCCAUCCCUGCUGGAAUAUGGCAGAACAUCUCCUUAACUGCAAGUGCUAAACUUAAAAUUGAUCUCAGUAACAACUCCCUUUCAGACAUUCUUGGAAAUUCAACUACCCCGGCAAACGUUACCUUGAGGCUUUCUGGCAAUCCUAUCUGCAAGAAUUCUAACAUUCAUAAUAUUGUUCAAUAUUGUGGAAGUGAAGGAAAAGUAGCAGCCAUAGCCUUGCAAUCAAAACUCAAAUGUCCACCUCAAGCCUGUCCAUCAGAUAGUUUCUUCCAAUACGUCCCAUCUUCCCCACUUCCUUGCUUUUGUGCAGCACCUUUGAAAAUUGGAUACAGAUUGAAAAGUCCAAGCUUUUCUUACUUUCCUCCCUAUAUUACUUCUUUUGAGUCAUAUAUAACUGAUUCCUUAGACUUAGACCUCUAUCAGUUAUCAAUUGAUUCUUAUGCUUGGGAAGAGGGACCUCGUCUUAGAAUGUACUUGAAAAUCUUUCCUUCAUACAAACAAAAUGGUUCCCAUGUGUUCAAUGAGAGUGAGGUCCGUCGCAUUACAGGCAUAUUCACAUCAUGGAAAUUUCCUCGAACUGAUUUUUUCGGACCAUAUGAACUCAUGAACUUAAUUCUUGAUGGACCUUAUGCGAAUCUUACGGGUGGCUCUGAAUCAGGGAGGAGUAAAACUAAAACCGGCGUAUUAGUUGCUGCUAUUGUAGCAGGGGUUGCUUGUGUUUUGGCAAUAUCUGCUUUGAUCUAUAUCCUGAUCACUAGAAAACAUAUCCAAUACCAGGGCAAGCUUUCAAGGAAGCGAGUGUCCACAAAUGUAUCCAUCAAAAUAGAUGGUGUCAAAGCAUUUACUUUCAAAGAGUUGUCUCAUGCUACCGACAAAUUCGACAUCUCAACUAAAGUUGGCGAAGGAGGUUAUGGGAAUGUAUACAAGGGCAUUUUAUCUGAUGAAACAUUUGUAGCCAUUAAGCGAGCCGAAGAAGGUUCCUUACAAGGUCAGAAGGAGUUUUUGACUGAGAUUGAACUAUUAUCAAGGAUACAUCAUCGAAAUCUUGUCCAACUGAUCGGAUACUGUAAUGAAGAAGGGGAGCAGAUGCUGGUUUAUGAAUUCAUGCCCAAUGGCACCCUAAGGGACUGGAUCUCUGGCAAAAAGAGGAGGGGAUGCCUGAGUUUUGUUAUGAGGCUGAGAAUUGCGAUGGGUGCAGCUAAAGGGAUACUUUAUCUACAUACAGAGGCCAACCCUCCCAUAUUCCACAGAGAUAUCAAAGCAAGCAACAUACUUUUGGACUCUAAGUUCACUGCUAAAGUGGCCGAUUUUGGACUGUCGCGGCUUGCGCCAUUCCUUGAGGAAGAAGGAACCGUCCCUAGAUAUGUGUCAACCGUUGUGAAGGGUACACCGGGUUAUCUGGACCCAGAAUACUUGUUGACACAUAAGUUGACUGACAAAUGUGAUGUCUAUAGCCUUGGGAUAGUGUUCCUCGAACUUAUAACCGGCAUGAAACCAAUAUCACACGGGAAAAACAUUGCCCGCGAGGUUAACGUGGCUCGCCAAUCUGACACAAUAGAUUCCAUCAUAGACAGCAACAUGGGAGGGUUCUAUCCAUCAGAUUGUAUAGACAAGUUCCUAAGUCUUGCCCUGAGUUGCUGCCAAGACAAUCCAGAGCAAAGGCCAUCAAUGUUGGACGUUGUUAGGGAACUUGAAGACAUCAUUGGAAUGCUGCCAGAGACUGAGACAAGUUUCUCAAUCUCUGAUAUAACCUCUGAUAGUUCUGGCAAAAUGGCACAAUCUUCAUCAUCAGCAUCAAAUGUAACUAGGGAGGAACAACACACGUCUUCUUAUGUUUCAGGAAGUGACCUUGUCAGUGGUGUGGUUCCCACCAUUGUUCCCCGGUGAUGCAAGGGUAUCGUGUGUACAUUGUCAACUCACAUCUCAUUCCCAUCUGUUUUUCUUUCAAUAGAUGGUAGAUGAGAUAUGAGUCGACUCGAUCUUCUGUGUACAAAUAACAUUUUUUGAGUGGUGUCAUAUUAUUGUAGAUAGCCAUACACACACUUUACAAAAAAAAUUGUAACUAUGGUAAUUGAGCAUCAUUUUUAAUGCUAACAUUGUUAUAUAUGUGAUGAUGGUAGGAGGUAGGAAGUUUAGUAGGGAUGUAUAAUGUAGCUAUUUUCUGAACUCCUCAUGGGGGAGUUUGUACAUUCUACACUAUAUACAGUAUACACAUGUAACCAAAUACCAUUGGUGGAAAAUGGAAUUCAAAAAAAUAAUACUAUUCUUA
This is a messenger RNA of Arachis ipaensis, 3565 nucleotides long. Its product is annotated as Leucine-rich repeat protein kinase family protein. Lineage: Eukaryota; Viridiplantae; Streptophyta; Magnoliopsida; Fabales; Fabaceae. Gene Ontology annotation, biological process: protein phosphorylation. The record is from RefSeq and is a predicted model, not a curated record. Gene Ontology annotation, molecular function: ATP binding; protein kinase activity; protein binding.